Biomphalaria glabrata is the source of this 2550-nucleotide messenger RNA. RefSeq lists its product as uncharacterized. The transcript has 6 exons. Bases 178 to 1047 code for a protein of 289 amino acids. Gene Ontology annotation, cellular component: membrane. The record is from RefSeq and is a predicted model, not a curated record. Lineage: Eukaryota; Metazoa; Mollusca; Gastropoda; Planorbidae.
UCCAUGCAUGCAUACAUUUAAAUAUGUUAUUUGUAUCCUUGAAAUAUAAAAGUUUGGCUCAAGGCAACUGUUGGACUGCUUUACACACCUUUUACUCUGAGAAUAUUGAGUAUUUCUAUCUUGGACUUUUCUUUCUUCUGAAAUAUCUUAUAUAUAAACUGAACUGCUUACAAUUACAUGGACAGACGACGCCUCGACCGCGAAAAUGAAGAGAAACUUCAAAGAUUCGAUCCACUGGAAGUUACGUUCUUAGAUCGAAAGACAGGGGUGGAGUACACAGCUGAUGGAAAGCCAUUCUGGUUAUCCCAAGGGCAAUCAACAGACUCACAGAACUAUUCUGAAGAGGGUGCCAACUAUCCCUCCCAACCCUGGCACGGAGAAUACACUAAUGAAGCGAUUGAAUGUGACACCCAAAGAUUUACAUACUCGGUGCCACAAGAUAUAGCGCCAUCUGGCAAUCAGCAACACUGGAAGGAAACUCGCGAGACUGAGAUGAACACGUCGUCUGCUGGUAAUGACUUUUCAAGAGUUUUCACCGUGUCUGGUAAACAGCAAGAACCUCCUCCUUCUUACGGCAGAUACCACGAAUCCCAGCAAACACCUGCACAAGGCCGAUAUUGGUCUGAACAAACUCAGCAGUGGCAAGGAUACACUCCACAAUUAUCUGGAUCAACGCCACAGUGGUCUGCACAAGAUCAACAAUGGACCGGACAAAGCCAAUGGCCUAUGACCACUUCCUCUAACGUCACUGUAACACAGCCGUCCGUAACUAACAACGUGGUGAUUUCCUCAGGGCGUAAGCCUGAUAAUCAUUUAUGCAUGAGUAUAUUCGUAUUGAUCUGUUGUUUUUGGCCGAUAGGCAUCUGUGCUGUGGUUCAAUCAAGUCAGGUCAACCAGUUAUAUGCACAAGGGAAGCAUGUUGAAGCCCAGCAGAAAUCUAGAUCCGCCAGAAGCCUAAGCAUUGCAGGAAUGGUUUUAGGUUUUAUUAGCUACGGAGUUGCUGCAGUAAAUGUGUUUUUCAGACUCAAAAACAGCCAUUUAAUCUAAAAUGUUCUUUUUUUUUCCAUCAAUAAAGUGCGUGUAUUUUUUUGGGUUGUUCAAAUGAAAUUUAUGUAUUGAAUGGAGCCGGUUCAAACUGAAUCAGCGGAGGAAGACGGUGUAAGAUCUUUUAACUUAUAGCAGUGAUGAUCUAACUACGACAUGCGGACUUUUUCCGAUCCGUCUCUUGAUAGUUCUACCCGUUAGACUUAACUUAACGCAGCCAGUGACAAAUGUUUCAGACUUUGACUCGAACCCUAGGUCGAUAAAUGUUGGCCAACGCUAGUCUGCUGUAAGGUUACCCCCUUUCAAAUAUUGCGAUGUAGAAAUCAUGUUUCUAUGGCCCACGGUUAGCGAGGGUGUCAUGUGGCUAGCACGGACGAUCAACCUCAUUCACUUUCUUCGACUAAUCUCAGGUAGCCGUUGGAGUUAGACUCAGGGGCGUCAAAAUAUAUCAGAAAUUCUAAAUCCCAGUCUUCUCCGAGAUUUGAACCCAAGACUCAUCGGUUCGGAAGCCAGGCGAUUUGCGACUCAGCCCAAAGCGCGUCUCAUUCAACUCAAAUGUUCUUUGUACUCACUAUAGAGUGGAAUAAAUUCAUAGACGGACACGAGUAUUUUGCGCAUCGCCUUAUGUAGAAAUUAGAUGGACUGUUAAUAGAGGACCUUGACUGCGUAGGCUCACUGAUGAAACAUGCAAUUUUGUAUAAUCUGACGACAUUCGUCUAUUACAGAUCAACAUCAGCUUCAUAAAGAAGAAAUUGAUGUUUUAAAAAAACUUUCGUUGUUUAGAGCUAAGAAGUUGGGAAAAAAAAAGAAUUUACAGAAAUACCUGUUAGUAAAACUGUUACUCACUGGAUAACCCUAGCCUACAUAUUUUAAGAACUACAAGUUAAUGGAAAUAAUUUUCCAGGUGAAAUCUGGUACUAAAUAAUUAUGCCGAGAAUUAUACAUUCAGAUUUAGAUUUAGCUUAUUAAGAUUUACGAUUGAAUAGAUUUUUUUAAAAACCAAUUGUUAACAAGGCUUGCGGACACAUCGACCUACCUCCAUAGUUUUUAUUUUGCUGGCUAAUGUCAGUUCCCCAGUAUAGCUUACUAAACUCAAUGGGGGCAAAAAAGUCACCAAUAGAAAUCUUCACCGGAACAGUGUGUCAGUGCUGCGUGUUUGUGUGUGUGUGUGUGUUUAAUUGUGUCUGUGCGUAUUUGACUAUUUUGUACAUUUGUAAAUAAUUUUAUUUUGUCAUAUAUUUACUUUAGUUUUACUGUGUUUUGUUUCGUUUAAAUGCAAUUUGAAAACUGAAAUAUUUUUAAUUUCUUUUGUUUUCUUCCAUGACAUUUUGGUUUUAACAAUGGCAUUUAUAUUUUAUGUAUUGCCCGGGGGAGUCCGCGUCACUCUUUAUCCAAAUAAUCGAUUCAGACAAAAGUCAUUUUACAUAUAUUUAUCUUGUUUUAGAAAAUGAAAACUAUUUUUGUAUAUCUUUUACUAUGUCAAAAACAUACAAUUUAGUUGAAUUA